AAACUAAGAUUUCUGCUCCAAAAAUGACUGCAGCUGUUUAAACCUCAUGACAACCAAUUUAUUGAAAGUGACACUUCCAACACAAAAACCAUAAUAGACCUCAAACAGAAAUAAUCUACCGACAGUUUUCCGAGGGAUUCUGGAGAGAAAUAAAGUCAACAUGAUCAACAUCACUGGACAGGCUGGUUCAAGACUUGACAUAUUAUUAGAAAACAUGGGCAGAAUAAAUUAUGGGGGAGGCAUCCAUGAUUUCAAGGGACUGGUAACAAAUCUUACUUUGGCUUCAAACAUCCUGACCAACUGGACCAUCUAUUCAUUAAAUAUUGACAAAGCGGUGGCAAGUGGCUACUUAAACAAAUUCCAGAGGAAGACUUCAGAAGCACUACCUAAGGUUAAUGCUAGUGUACCAGCCUUUUAUUUGGGUACUUUUAAGAUUCCGAAUGGUAUUCCAGAUCUACCUCAAGAUACAUACCUUAAAUUUCCUGGAUGGACUAAGGGUCAAGUGUGGAUUAACGGCUUUAACUUGGGUCGUUACUGGCCAGCCAGGGGACCCCAAAUCACUCUGUACGUUCCUGCUCAUAUUCUUAGCACCUCCGCAGUGAACAACAUCACGGUGCUGGAGCUGGAGAAUGCACCGUGUGGGAUUGAGCUAAACGCAGUCUGUGCUGUGGAAUUUGUGGACACUCCUGUUUUGAAUGGAACCACAGCUUACACCAACUUUCACAGUAGAGCUUUUAAUAAGCAGUCUUGGCAUGAAUGACCUGAAUGGUUAAUGUGUUGCUGAUCUGGCGACCUGCCUUUGUAUGUGAGGAUGACUAUUGAGUACUGAAGUCUUUUUCCCCUUUUCAACUGAAGCUAAUACUGUUCUAUCACUUCCUUUGCCUUACUGAAGCAAGUUGAUAAAUAACCAGUGUUGCAACCAUGGAACCAUCUUGGGCUUGUGUGGAAGAAAUAACACCAUGAAGUAGAGAUUCAUUUGCACAGAUCAACAAGUUUUCCCACUGCCCUCAAAACUGGUUAAAAGCCCUAAAGAGCCUUUGACAGUUUUUCACUGAAGAAAUAAAUAAAAUGUUUAACAACAUUGAAUGGUCAAGAAAUGAAACUGAGUCUGUGGGGUGACCACAGUUGCGUUGAUUAGAUUACUACUUACUUUUGUUUGAUGUAAUGCAAGGUUUGGAAAACAAAUCAGGGCAUGUUGUAACAUUAUUAAUGAAUGUAAAUAAUAAAUUCUGACUACUAUCAGAUUUCCUGUUAUAUUGCAAAUGCAACAAUAAAGACUGAAACCAUUUUAA
Rhincodon typus (whale shark) is the source of this 1292-nucleotide messenger RNA. RefSeq names its product beta-galactosidase-like. The record is from RefSeq and is a predicted model, not a curated record. Gene Ontology annotation, molecular function: beta-galactosidase activity. The transcript has 4 exons. Bases 161 to 760 code for a protein of 199 amino acids. Gene Ontology annotation, cellular component: vacuole. Gene Ontology annotation, biological process: carbohydrate metabolic process. NCBI's taxonomy places the organism in Eukaryota, Metazoa, Chordata, Chondrichthyes, Orectolobiformes, Rhincodontidae.